Messenger RNA from Xyrauchen texanus (razorback sucker), 2624 nucleotides. RefSeq names its product gastrula zinc finger protein XlCGF7.1-like. The record is from RefSeq and is a predicted model, not a curated record. Gene Ontology annotation, biological process: regulation of transcription by RNA polymerase II. The transcript has 2 exons. NCBI's taxonomy places the organism in Eukaryota, Metazoa, Chordata, Actinopteri, Cypriniformes, Catostomidae. Gene Ontology annotation, molecular function: RNA polymerase II cis-regulatory region sequence-specific DNA binding; DNA-binding transcription factor activity, RNA polymerase II-specific. Gene Ontology annotation, cellular component: transcription regulator complex; PcG protein complex. Bases 191 to 1120 code for a protein of 309 amino acids.
AAGAUGGUGACGACGACGAUGAUUCUCCGCGCAGAAUGAGAAUAAAUGUGUGACUUUAAUAUCUUUUAUUUCUUCAGUGAUUUCACAAGUUUUAUUUCCGGUGUUUAUUUUCGGCGGGAGAAUUGCGAGUUGUCUGUAACGCAGUAAAACUCCAGGAAACAAGUGAAAUCUGUGUGACACUGUUGUAAAGAUGUUUAUUAAAGAGGAGAGUGAAGAUAUGGCUUAUCCAGAAGCAUGCAGAAUUAAAACCGAACACACUGACGAACAAACAGAUUUAACGGAAAUGAAAGCGGAAAAUCAAGAAUCAAUAGAAGUGAAAGAGGAACAUCAAGAACUGAAUGAAGUGGAGGAACAUCAUUAUCAGAAUCCUCAUAAUUUCAUAACUGGUGGAAAAUCUUUUAGUUGCUCACAGAAGAAGAAUUCCUCACAAAACAAAACUCAAGCCAAAAAAUCUUUCACCUGCUCUCAAUGUGGACAUAGUUUCACGCAUAAAGGAAACCUUUUGAUUCACAUAAGACUUCACAGUGUAGGGAGCCCUUUUACCUGCCAUCACUGUGAAAGAAGCUUCACCAAUAGAGGACACCUUCAUAAUCACAUGAAAGUUCACACUGGAGAGAAGCCUUUUAAAUGCCAUCAGUGUGGAAGAAGCUUCAGGAAUAGAGGACACCUUCAUAAUCACAUGAAAAUUCACACUGGAGAGAAGCCUUUCAAAUGCCUUACGUGUGGAAAGAGUUUUACAAGAGAACGAGACCUUAAUAAGCACAUGCAAAUUCACUCUGAAGAGAAACCUUUCACUUGCCUUCAGUGUGGUAAGAGUUUCACGUCUAAAGGAUACUUUAAUGUGCACAUGAGAAUUCACACUGGUGAAAAACCUUUCACAUGCCAUCAAUGUGGUAACUGUUUUAUUUCUAAAGGAUCCCUUAAUGUGCACUUGAGAAUUCACACUGGAGAGAAACCUUUCACAUGCCUUCAGUGUGGAAAGAGUUUCAGUCAGUCAAACACCCUAAAACAACACGAGAGGAUACAUACUGGAGUGAAGCCAUACCACUGCUCUUCGUGUGGGAAACGUUUCCGCCAAUUAAGGUGUUUAAAAAGUCAUAAUUGUUGUAGUGAGCAAUAGGGCUGGCGAAAGGACAAUGUUAUCGGAUAUUGACAAUAACUUACAAAGAUCCCAAUGCCAAUUACGACACUCAAUUGACAGAUGAUGAUAGACAAUAUCGGGAAAUGGCAAAACCAUGGAUCUGUGAAGUAAGCAAAUAUAUUAAACAGUAUCCCAGGGUGUAAAACUAGCACCUGCCAAAUGCGACAAGGUGAAUCCAGCUCGCAAGCUUCUCGUCCAUAUGCAUUUCAGGCAUGGGUAAUUUGCUCAUCUACCUGCUACAGGCGGGUGACUUGUAAGACAUCUCAGAGUGACACAUGACAAGAAAUUCUGUUGGACACAAAGACACAUGCUUGAAAAACACACUUUAUUAUAUAUUUAAGAACAGUAAAAAAAAAAAAAAGACACCAAUGCUUGUGUCUGAUUCACUGUUUGUUUAGAGGUGUGAAGAAGUGGAACAAGCACAUGUAAAGAGUUAUCACUCUUUUUUUCUCUGGUUCAUUCAUCUGAAAACUGCAAGAAUAAUGUUGCCUAUGAGAAUGCUGCAAAUGAUCUCUGAUCUUCUCAGGAGGUGCUGUGAGUUUAGUUCGCUUUAUUUCCACAGACCAGUUAACGUGCAUUGUGAAUGCAAUCUGCAGGUUCAGUAAUUUGUCUUUGUAUUAAAGAAACAAACACAAAAGUGAUUAAAUCUGUAGGCUAUUAGUAAUUUUCCACCUGUUGUCAUUGACGGAUGCUUGCGUGAUGGCAAAUGGAGCCACUGGAGAAUGUACAUUUUGGGAUUUAUAAUUUUGUAUUGCUUUUUUCAUAUUGUUUAAAGUACAGUUUGAAUUUAGAAAUUCAUUUUGUGCAUGUUUUUCAUGUUUCAAGAAAUGAAUUCAAAUUUUAAAGCAAAAUCAAUAAAGCAAAAAUUUUACUUAUCGCCUAGCCCUAGUGAGCAAAUUGCUGUUAAUGGUAAAAACUACAAAAAUAAAAUUAAAACUACAUUGCUUUACCUGUAGCAGAGGAUGUGAGCACAGCAAGGAGUGGGGCAGAGCUACAGCCAUGAGAAUGUGUUCUACACUGACAAAUAUCUGGUGUUGGCAGCUUUAUUAGGUCCAAGAGAGGAUUAUAAAAGAUGAGUUAGCUGCUAGUUAUAAACUCAGAGAUUCGCUUGCUGCAAUUAGGACAACAGCAUGAGGAGGUGAGCGUGCGGAGGCAGUUAAACAAAUCAAAGAGAGAACAAGACUAUUAACAAGGUGUUGUUAAUGCAGUUUUGUCAUUUGAUUUGCGACAUGAAAGAUUAGAUUAUGCCUAUAUGACAUGUUGUCUUUUUUCUCGUACCUGAUUAAAACAAAUAAACACUGAAUGUUGACAAAUAAAUGUUCAAAGAGUGAUCAAACUAAUUAUUUUAUGCUAAUUUUAUGCAUCGUCACUCUUUGUAAAAGACAGCUGUAUAAAGGAUAUCAAACAUAGGCUAUUUAAUAUCACUGAGUGAUUCAAAUGAUAAACAUAUUCAACAGGCAACUAAAUCUGAGAAAAUCUAAAU